AGAAAAUUGCCUGUUUCCAUGAAAUGUCAUAUUAUGUCUUGAUUGCACUCUUCCUUGUUGGCAACAUUUUCACAAUUGAGAUAAAUGAGACAGUUCCAGAAGAGCUUCAGCUUAUUUUUGUGCAUACAGUUUGGAGACACGGUGACCGAAGCCAAGACGGUCAUCUGAAUAAUGAUCCGGUAGAUCCCUCGAAAUGGAAUAAGGGAGGUGGUGGAUAUGGACAGUUGACUCCGGAAGGCAUGGAACAACAGUUCAUUUUAGGUCAGAAGCUUCGUGAUAAAUAUGUAAAAACGGGUUUUUUGCAAAAUUUCUAUGAUUCUCAACAGAUUUUCAUACGCUCCACUGAUGUAAACCGUACAAUCAAUUCUGCUAUCUCGAACAUGCUGGGCAUGUUCUCCAGUUCCGUAUCCCGACCAGGUAUCGACUAUCCUGAUAUAGAAGGAUGGCCACGUGGUUUUAUGCCUGUACCAAUUCAUAGUGCUGGGCCGGCUGGUCAAGAUUGUGUUGCUAGUGCAUUUUGUAUUUGUAGGCGCAGAGAUGAACUUCUGAAAAUAGCACACGAGGGAGAACAGUUUCAGAGUUAUGUACAAUCUGAAAAGUAUGUGAACACAACUUUAUUAUUGUCUGAACUAUUUAAUCAAACAUUUACAUGGGAUAACAUGUGGCAAGUUCAUGAUGCUGUUAUGAUUCAAAAAAUUCACUUUCCAGAAUCUGUACUAAAUCAAACAUGGUAUUCUGAUGAAUUCUUUGAGAAUCUUGACGAUUUAGAAAGACCUUCAAAAGCAUUCGUUACGGGACUUUAUGAUCCGCCAAUUGUUCAAGGCAUCAAUGUACGAAGAGAAAUCUUAAAAACACGGGGUGGCCCAAUGAUAAACGAUAUAUCUGCAAGAAUGAGAACGAAAGCAACUUGUGCUAAAAAUGAAGCCAAAUGUGACAAUUAUCACAAAAAUCUGAAAUACUACGCUUACUCUACACAUGAUCACACAGUAUUCGCUCUCCUCGCUGUGUUAGGAAUUGAGGAUAUUGUUGCAGGACCUGAGAAAUAUGGCGAGUGGCCUGACUAUGCUUCAGAUAUCGCGAUCGAACUGUUCCAUAAUAAAACGGACGAGAAGCCCUAUUUCAGAGUGCUGUAUCAGAAAAAUGUUCAUUCAACUUUCGAAACUGUCACGUCGAGAAUCAAGGGAUGCCGAGGAGAACAGUUCUGCGACAUGCGAACAUUCGAAAACAAAGCAAAGGAAUCCCGGCCAGACCGACCCAUCCACGAGUUCUGCGAAAUACCACCAGGGGAGGAUAACAGAGUUACAACCUGGAUAAGAAAAUUUUUGCAUCAAAAUUCCGAUUUCGAAUCAUCUUCACCACUCAUUCCCUACUGGUACUCGAUAAUAAUCAUAUUGCUGUUUUUCUAAUGAAGCCUGAUUUGAAA
This is a messenger RNA of Caenorhabditis elegans, 1423 nucleotides long. It is a transcript of the gene C27A2.12, whose product is annotated as Histidine acid phosphatase. The coding region runs from base 24 to 1406 and encodes 460 amino acids. Lineage: Eukaryota; Metazoa; Nematoda; Chromadorea; Rhabditida; Rhabditidae. The record is from RefSeq and is marked reviewed. The transcript has 9 exons.